Ogataea parapolymorpha DL-1 is the source of this 783-nucleotide messenger RNA. RefSeq lists its product as uncharacterized. The transcript has a single exon. Lineage: Eukaryota; Fungi; Ascomycota; Pichiomycetes; Pichiales; Pichiaceae. The record is from RefSeq and is a predicted model, not a curated record. Bases 1 to 783 code for a protein of 260 amino acids.
AUGGGCCAGAAGUCUUCACCAGGUAUCCUCUUUGAUCCCGUGGAGCAUCUGGCUUUUUCAAAGUCGAAGAUCCCCCGCUCGACAAAUGUGCACAGCUUUCAUUUGGACCCCACGCUUAACUCCCUGGAACUUGUUGGCGAAGGCUCAUUUCCACUGUUCUCCCGCGAAUGUGUGGAUUUGUUGCGUCAGGAGGUUGAGCAGUAUUCUCAAGUUGUGCUUGACAAGGAACCUGAGAACGCUUUCACUUCUCCCAAACUAAGAGACUGCGAACAACUUCUUCCGUUCGUGUACCAGGCAUGGACCCAUCCUGCCACAGUUCAUGCGAUCAGUGUGAUUUCUGGCUUUGACAUGAAACUGUGUCUUGACUACGAAAUAGCGCAUUUUUGUCGUUCUCGCAAUUGCAGCCAGGUUCUGGUCCGUCAAAAAAGCGUGGCAUAUCCUUACAUUUGUGUCAUGGGCUUGAAUUCCACCGAUAUGCAGUCAUCAGGGUAUGCCACCGUGCUGAAGGGAAGGCUUUCGGAAAACCUGGCAACAAAACAGCCCCAGGAAAAAGACUCCCUAACGGUGGUGCUGUGUGCAACGUUGCAACCAGAAAAUGUUAUAUGCUACGAAGACACAAUUUUCUUGGAGAAAUGCUCGCUUCCCAAGGCGCAGAAGCUCAUCAGUGACAAGGAAAUGGUGCCAGUGUCGAAUUAUGCCGACUUUAAAGAUUUCGGAGUCUAUCAGUCCUGGCUCAACGACUAUUAUGAUAAAGAAAACCACGCAAACAGCAUUAAUAAAUAA